AUGACGCUCGCCACAUUGUUCCCCAAAGGAGAGGGCAUCGGGUUUUCCCUCACAGCGCAAAGCUACGGAGAAUGUAAAGUGGGCGUCGAGCUAUCCAACUCUGUGUCGAGUGCGGAGUGGGAGAAGAUUUUCAACAGCCGCAUGUUUCAGGACUGGCUGUCAGUCUACGCGAGCUCGGAUCACUUGCGGCUGAUGCGCCUCGUCAUCGAGCAAGUGCAGCAUGCGGGCAAAGCUGCGGACGACAAACUCCUCGCCUUCACGAUGCACGUUGAGGCGCAGGACAAGGAUGGCGAAGUCUUUUCGGGGCAGGUGUGUCUGCGCCCGCUGCGCCGAGCGGUGCUCGUGCUGCUGCGCAACACCGAGACGCGCACAGACACCUGCGUGUUUGUGAGGAAGCCAAAUCUUUCUGUCGGGUUGACUGAGACGCUGGAGCUUCCCGAGGGCGAGUUCGACGCGGAAACUGGCAAGUUCGUCGGGCCUGCGGCGGAGGAGCUGGAGAAGCAGCUCGAGACGCCGAUCUUUGAGAAGGACCUCGUGAACCUGACGCAGGUCACCUUUGGCGGCGGCGGCAUCGCCCUCGGCCGCGAACUCCACGCCCCUGCCUUCGCGCCCGGCGUCGGCGCGAAAAAGAACGCAAAGGCGAAGGACGGCAACGACAAAAAGGAAGGCGUCGUCGUGCCCCUCUCAGGCGGCGAGCGCGUCGAGCUCUACCUGCACCGCGCGAACCUCUCACCGGAGGCCAUGAACGCCAUCGAAGGAAAAAUCGGGCGCAUGCGCCGCAGGGGCAAAGUCGCGGCCUCCAUCGUCUUCGCGCCCGACGCCGAAAACGUAACCAAACACGACAAACUCAAUGAUUCAGCCGUCAAGCUCAGUCUGGUGCAGCUCGGCGACGCGUGGGGCCUGGCGGCGGACGCGCUCGCAGUGAGCGCGUUGUUCCUUGUUCACGAGCUCCGGUACCACCGGCUGAUGCCCAAAUACCGGAAUCCCCUCGCCGACGCGGCGGGCGCGGAAGGCAAAGCCGCGCCAGUCGUGAAGGCCGCCGCAACCUUUAAGCGCGUCGAGGACCUGGGGCCGACUUCGAAGGGUCUCAACGUCCGCGUGAAGGUCGUCAAGCCCAAAGUCGUUGACCGCGACCACACUUUCCAUAGCGGCCGCACCAGCCGAGAGGGUCACAUGGUCGUCGGUGACGACAGCGCCAUCAUCACCCUCAAGUUGGUGGAUCAACAGCUCGACUUGCCAGACGCGGAGGGCACGCCGCUGCUGAUUCGCAACGGGCUCAUCAGCAUGGAAAACGGACACAUGAAGCUCGUCGUUGACCGCUGGGGCAAGAUUAUCUCUGAUAUUCCUGAAACGGAGAAGGCGAGCUUCAACUUCACGGUCGACAGCUCUCGCGACAUGACCGCCACCGAGUACGAGUUGGUGGUGCUGAACGAAGAGGGCGAAGGAGACAGCAUGCCUCCGCCGGGGCGCGGCGGGCGCGGGCGCGGCGGGCGCGGGCGCGGCGGACGCGGUCGCAGGGGCGGCCUGGCACGCGGGCGCCGAUGA
This is a messenger RNA of Besnoitia besnoiti, 1545 nucleotides long. RefSeq names its product nuclear factor NF7. Lineage: Eukaryota; Apicomplexa; Conoidasida; Eucoccidiorida; Sarcocystidae. The record is from RefSeq and is a predicted model, not a curated record. The coding region runs from base 1 to 1545 and encodes 514 amino acids. The transcript is spliced from 7 exons.